Penicillium griseofulvum is the source of this 846-nucleotide messenger RNA. RefSeq lists its product as uncharacterized. The record is from RefSeq and is a predicted model, not a curated record. Gene Ontology annotation, cellular component: mitochondrion. The transcript has 2 exons. Lineage: Eukaryota; Fungi; Ascomycota; Eurotiomycetes; Eurotiales; Aspergillaceae. The coding region runs from base 1 to 846 and encodes 281 amino acids.
AUGCAACAAGAAACACAAUCAAAUGAAGCUCAAUGGAGGAACCAGCAACUAGGACAGCUUGGAGGCGACCUCGCCGCGGCAGCAGCCUCGGCGUCCCUAGUGACACCUGCAGUGGCAAUAAUUGAUAGAGCGCUUGUCGAGCAAGCUGCCUUCAAACAACCCAUCCUCCGCGGACUUCGUCGGCAUGCCCUUGGGGCCCUCCGGCAGCCGAGUCUGUUUGUCUUCCAACGACCCUUCGGUAUCGUCUGGGCCCUCUACGCGGCAACUUAUUCCGUCGCAAAUGUGACCGACACAAUCAGUCGCAAAUUUGAGAUAACAGCCGCGGGGACGAUCACUUUUGCCACGACUAUGAUGGCGAACGUACCGCUAGCGCUGUGGAAGGACAUCCGAUUUGCGGAGGAGUACGGUACCGGCAACGGUCCCGAUGCCAAGACAUCGAAAGCAAGUGUCUGUGUACUCCCCCAGAACAAAUCAUUGGCACGAACUGCAGCUGCUAUAUUUCUCGUACGAGAUGGUGUGACCAUCUUUGGGUCAUUUACGUUGGCCCCGUGGCUGUCGGAUGCCAUCCCCGACAGCUUGGCGGCCCAUCCCCACGCAAAGCCGAUCAUCACGCAGUUGACCGUGCCAGUCCUGACCCAGCUAGUUGCUACUCCGCUGCAUUUGCUGGCAUUGGAUAUGUAUACGCGACAAUAUACUAUGCCUUUUCUCGAAAGGGUGAAGCAUUCGCAGCAAUAUCUUCCCUCGUCCACUUUGUUACGUUGUUUCCGCAUCAUUCCUGCGUUUGGGAUUGGGUGCUUGACGAAUAUGGAGUUGCGGUCUGCUUUUCAUGCCAACUUAUCAGGUUGA